Molecule: messenger RNA, 2108 nt
Organism: Mastomys coucha (southern multimammate mouse)
Lineage: Eukaryota; Metazoa; Chordata; Mammalia; Rodentia; Muridae
Gene: Tmem265
Product: transmembrane protein 265
Exons: 2
Coding region: 1455-1784 (109 amino acids)
Cellular component (GO): membrane
Source: RefSeq, a predicted model, not a curated record
AUCUAUGCUUAUGUUUAUAGUUUCGGACCUUAACUCCCUGGGCCCUUUCUUAGGCUCUUAUUUACUGACGAUUCAUUUCUUCUUCAACUGCUGUUGCAGCUUUGCCACAUCUUUUUGCUCUCUCACAUUCUGCAUUUUUCUUAACUUGUGGGGAGCCACAGGUGGUUUCAUGUAUCCAGGCUGUAGAAUAAUGAUUGGACAUGAGGGUGGAAAGAUAUUUUGAUGUACAUAGAGAGCUUGAGUAAAGAAGGUUUUUAUGGGCAAAGUCAUGUGGACUCUACUAGUAUGAUUUUGUUGUAUGGUCUGGAAUAAAAUGGAGAGGUGACAAGAAAGCAUAGCAAAGGAGGUGUCAUAUUCAGGGGUUUGUUUUGAGACAGGAUCUCACGUAUCCUCAGCUAGCAGUGCUGGCCUGGGACUUUUUUUUGUUGUUGUUUUGUUUUGUUUUUCGAAACAUGGUUUUUCUAGAUUGCCCUGGCUAUUCUGGAACUCACUCUGUAGACCAGGCUGGUCUCGAACUCAGAAAUCUGCCUGCCUCUGCCUCACAAGUGCUGGGAUUAAAGGCGUGCACCACUACUGCCCAGCUGGCCUGGGACUUCUUGAUCUUUCUGCUUCUGUGCUGGAUUGGUAUUAUCCAUGUCUGCCAUCACUCCUGGGUUAGGUAGAAUUUUUUUUUUAAAGGUUUAUUUUUUAUUAUAAAUACACUGUAGCUGUCUUCAGAUGCACCAGAAGAGGGUGUCAGAUCUCAUUACGGAUGGUUGUGAGCCAUCAUGUGGUUGCUGGGAUUUGAACUCAGGACCUUCGGAAGAGCAGUCAGUGCUCUUAACAUCAAAAAGAACUUAACCAUAUAAUCUUGCCUUCCUUUUAUCCUCAGAACUAUUUAUGCCUGGGGUCAUGGUGCACUCCUUUAAUCCCAGCACUGGGGGGUUGGGGGCAGAGGCAGGUGGAUCUCAAUGAAUUCUAGCACAGCCAGGGCUACAUAGAGAAACUAUCAAAAUAAGCAAACCAAGGAAAGCCAGAGCCAGGUAAUCUCUGAAUUUGAGGACAGCUUUGUCUAUAUACUGAGUUCCAGGCCAGCCAGGCAGGAGCUACAUAAUAAAAUCCUGUGUCAAAACAAAGCCAAAAAAAAGGCUACCUAGUAUGAGGUUUUAAGAUUCUAUCUUUCUCCUGUUUCUGGUAUCCACAACAGUUUCCUUCUCUGUGCUUGUUGAAGAGUAAGUACGUUUACACAUGCUUGCCUUUCAAGAGAUUCAGAAUCUUAAGCUGAUGGAAAGGAUUCCAACCAUGUAUUUAGUCUCCUCACCUGAGUCACUGGAGGAAUUUCCCAGUAAGACAGCAUUCCUGAGUAUAGGGUUAGGACAGUAGACAGCAUGCUUUGAGAAGGGUGGAGUCCCCAUGCCCAAGCAAGAGCUCAUUUGUUGGGCUUAAAAGUGCCUUGACUAUAUCGUCCACAGGUGAUGGAGGACGAGGAGAAGGCAGCGGAGAGCUUGGUGAGCAACAUGGAAGCUGCUCAUUCUCCAUCCCCUAUCCAGUGCUGCUGGCUCCGCCUCCAAUACUUGGCAGCUACUAGCAUUAUCUGUGGCUGUUCUUGCCUAGGGAUCAUGGCUCUUGUGUUUGCCAUCAAGGCAGAAGAGCGGCAUAAGGCAGGCCAAUCGGAGGAGGCCUCAUACUUGAGGGCCCGGGCCCGGAGACUCAUUCUGGCCAGUUUUGCUGUCUGGCUUGCUGUCCUUUUUCUGGGCCCCCUGCUGCUAUGGCUUCUCUCUUACACCAUUGCUCAGGCUGAAUAACCCUGGGUGGCCUUUGCUGAGAGUCAGUCAAGACCUGGAUCCAAUCCAUCAGUUCGGCAGUACUCAGUUCUGGUGACAGGAGUGGCUCGUGGUUCUUCCUGUCUGGAAGAAUGUUGCCUUUCUCGGGAGCGGUUGGAAGAGCUCAACUAGUCUGUUCAAAGCACCUGAGACUUCAAGGGGAGGUCAGCCUGCUAUGUUCUUUCAUUAUCCUUUGCUUUGUCUCCCUUGCCCUUCCAUUCUAGGAGCCUCCAGUGAAAGGGGUGAAAACCAGGCUUGAUUUUCUUAGAAUUUGUUUUGUAAUAAAAAUCUUUUUUGGUGGUGAAA